Molecule: messenger RNA, 1477 nt
Organism: Silurus meridionalis
Lineage: Eukaryota; Metazoa; Chordata; Actinopteri; Siluriformes; Siluridae
Product: GTPase IMAP family member 4
Exons: 2
Coding region: 717-1322 (201 amino acids)
Molecular function (GO): GTP binding
Source: RefSeq, a predicted model, not a curated record
CGAGCAGACAGUGACUUCAUUUCUGAAAAAUGUAUACCAGUAAUGUGCUCUGCUGCCCCCCUCAGGCAGUAAACAGUAUCUGCUGGUAGAAAAUCAGCAGAAAUAUAAGAACUAUUGGUCAGAAAAUAAAAAAAGUAUAAAACAAAUGGACCCCUGAAAUUCACUUCUAUAGUCUUCUUGUAGGCAAAAGUAAACUUGAUGAUGAUUCAGAUGAUUUCAAAUAAAUCACAUUUAAGUCUCAGUGUACAAACAUUUCCAAAAUUAUCUUCUUUUUAUCUACUUUUUUGGUUGUUAAAAUAUAAUUCAUUGUUUGCUUAUAUGCUACACCUCAUGUAAACCAUCUAGGGCCUGAUAACAAGCUCGUAAAUAAAAACAAGCCUGGCAGAGCAGUGGGAGAUCUGUAUUUAUUUAAUUUCUGCUCAUUUCCUGACCAAUAAUUUUCUGUUAAAAGUUUUCCCUUAAAAGUGUUCUAUUUUUGCCAUUUUGUGCUUGACCCCUUUUAUUGACAGAAAAAAACGUUUAUUUUCUUAGUAAAAUCACCAUGUAUUCCAGUGGUGUAGAUUUCCAGUGCAUAGCAACAGAUUACAGCUUACAGAGAAGUGAACUUUGUCACCAGAUUCAAAACACAGUGUCUGUUUACCCGUCACUGAGUGUGAAGGAGGAAAUAGGAUGAAGAUAUUGUGCUGAUGACCGGGAGAGAAAUGUAGUUGAAGCAAAUGAAAAUGAGAAGCUUUCCGACAAAUGUUCUUACAGCUGGAGAUCAGCACCUCUCGACACUGGCACUAGUUUUGCUUGGAAGGAAAAAUUCAGGGAAAAGCUCAGCAGGAAAUACAUUCUUUGGACAAAGAACGUUUGAGGCUGGAGAGAAGACCAGACAGUGUGUAAAAAGACACGGCUGGGUGGACGGAGUGAGACUGACCGUUGUGGACACUCCCGGGUGGAGCAGUUAUGGAUUAGCUAAUGCAACCCUGGUGAAACAGGAACUGCUACGCAGUGUGAGGUUAUGGCUUCCCAAACCUCAGAUCUUCCUGCUAGUUAUCCCAGUGGACUCUUUCAGCAAGCGAGACCACAAGGCCGUGAUGGAACACAUAAGCCUCCUCGGAAGUGUGUGGAAUCAUACAGUGGUGCUCUUUACCUGGGCUGAUGAGCUGAGAGGUGUGAGCAUUAAGGAACAUGUGAAAAAGAGAGGUAAACAUCUGCAGGAGAUUCUUGAGAUGUGUGGACACAGGUAUCAUAUCCUGAACAAUAAAAUAAGAGAAGAACAUCAAGUGAGAGAGCUGCUUGAGACUGUGAGGGAAAUGUUUCUAACACGUGACAGAUGACAAGCAAGCAGCAGUGGUUCCCUUUUGUGUCUGGUUAAUCUCAGAUUUCUCUAAAGUUAAAUCUGAAUAUAAAUCAACGUCAGGAGUUAUUUCUGGCUUUGUAACACUGUUCAUUCUUAAAUUAUGAAAUCAAAUAAAAGUAAAUGUAAACAUUG